Molecule: messenger RNA, 2412 nt
Organism: Ciona intestinalis (vase tunicate)
Lineage: Eukaryota; Metazoa; Chordata; Ascidiacea; Phlebobranchia; Cionidae
Source: RefSeq, a predicted model, not a curated record
AAGAAAAAAAAGUUAUAAAAAAUUUAGGAUUUCAUAAGAGUUGUAAACUUUUGCUGACACUCUACUUCGUCAUGCGACGGGUGCCACAUAUGACUGACGACUCUCUCCACGGCUGACGAAUAAACAGUGUUGGAUGGGAUCAAGGACAAACGAUUUUCGACAUAAAAACGUGUUUGAACUACGAUGUCUAUGAUUGGAAUAGAAACAGUAUACAACGUUUAUAGAAAUCUUAUAUUAAACAACAAAGUUGUUUCGAAACAUGGAAGGCUACGGUCGAGUUGUUGCUCAGACCGCGACCAUUCCCUCCCCACUUGAACUGCUGGCACGGACUUGCAGUAAAGUGAAAUCUGAUGCUUCGUAUUCGCACAUAGUGAAAGAAAUUCCAAACCAGCAUAAAAAUAUCAUCCCACCCCCAAGAAAAAGGAAGAAAGUUGAGAAUGGGUUUACUUCCAAGUCAAAUUAUCGACAUAUCAAGUCUAAGAUGAACACUGACAAAGGUAUUGUUCUACAAACAAAUGAAACACCAUUACCAAUUAUUGAGGAUACCGACACCUACUUAGCGGACACAAAUAAUCUUUACACCGAUUCUCCAAUCAACUAUCAGGAUGCUAUUGAAGAAGUGAUGUCAUCUACCCAAUACAUGGGGGAACCCCCUCUCAUGAAACCUUCGUUUACGUUUCAACCUUUUAACGACAACGAGUUCGAUUCCUUUGUUUCGCAACAAUCUCCAUUGUUUGAACAACAAACAAACAAUAACAUUGAUUGUUUACAAGACAAUGGCAACAAUGAUAGUUUAUCAUUGUCUGAUAUUCUACAAUCACUCAACCCCCCACAAUUGGAUUGUGAUGUCACUAAUGCAUCUGUACAAGUCACAAUACCCCCAAAUACCUCUGCAGAAAACUUGGAAAAGAUUUUGCAACUUACUUUGAAUGCUGUGAGAGAAUACAAGAUUUCUGGCAAAACUGAAUCAGUUGUGAUUACUGGUAAAGUGAACAAUAAUAAUGUGGUGGAUUCAACAUUAAAGGAAACCGUAUCCAGCGCCGUAUCUUCAAUGGGGUUGCUGCAAGUACAAGAUGAAACAUCAACACAACCCACAAAGUUAAAGAAGAGAGCUCCAUGCGACUGUCCUAACUGUUGUAUGUUAGGGUGUACAAGACGUCGAACACACGAGGCAUCCAAGCGCAGGAUCCAUAUUUGUCGCUACACCAACUGUGGUCGUCAAUACACAAAGACGAGCCACUUGAGGGCACACCUGCGCAGCCACACGGGGGAGCGUCCGUACGUUUGUUCGAAACUCGGUUGCGAUCGAAGAUUUUCAAGAUCCGAUGAUUUAUUAAGGCAUUCAAGAACACAUACAGGAGAGAAACGUUUCAAAUGCGCCGAGUGCCCACGUACGUUUAGUAGACGAGACCACCAUGAAAAACAUGCGCGUGUUCAUCUUAAACUGCCUUUCUAACAAUGGUAACAGGUUUAUAUGAACUUUAUGUAGAAGGAAUGAGUGCUAUUGUGUUUAUAUGAAAACCAUAUGCUGGGAACAUGAUAUACAUUGGCUUUAUAUAUAAACUAUAUAUAGUGGGGUUCUUAUACGUCCAGCAUAUUUAUAUGAACCCAAAUAUUUUGUUCCAUAUUCCAAACCAUGUCUUAUGGACUUUAUAUACAAACUAGUGCAGAAUGUUGGGGUUCUAUUAUGUUUAUUAUGAACGCUAUAUGCUGGGGUAGUUUCGCCUUUUAUACAAACUAUAUGUGAUGGCUAGGUUCCCAAAUAUCUGUUGUAAAAACCCAUAUUCCAAGCCAUAUCCAUACAAUAACAUUUCAAGACCCCGAAUCUAUUGUGAAAGUUGCAUAAAAUGGAAAAUGCUGCCGGUUAAGCUUGUUAUGUCCAGUAUUAGGAGUUGAUCCUUGGUUUGUCGCUCAAAAUAAUGUUACAACUAGGCAGCAGUUUUUUCGCGGAUUUUUUUAAAAUCGCUGUUAUGUUAUUCUAAUUUUCUUAUAGAUUUAAUAAUAAUAGUCUAUAGUAACUACUAAGAAGGGCUGUAUUAUGGUGUGUCUAUGGUUUCAUUUCUUGAAUAAAUAAUUUAUGUUUUAAAAUAUGUCUACAGUCUGUCGUUUAACACUAUUGCUAAAACUGCCUGUUUUUUGUUAAAUUUUUCUCGCAAUUUUUUUUUGUUAAAAAUUGCUUUGUCGCUGAAAAUAAUGAUGUAUUGCGACUAGGCAAUAAUUUUUGCGGGUUUUUGAAUAAACCGACGUUCUAUAAUUCUUAUUUCCAGCUUCGUUUUCCAUGACGUACUGUCUGUUAAUUAUUUAUUGCUUAACAUAAAAAUAUCAUUUAAUUUGUAUUUAUAUGAUUUUUAUGCCUUACUGUAUUAUUUCGAUUCUGUUUUUUCUUGGAAAUAUUUUGUUAUAACAUGAAGC